Messenger RNA from Caenorhabditis remanei, 3363 nucleotides. RefSeq lists its product as uncharacterized. NCBI's taxonomy places the organism in Eukaryota, Metazoa, Nematoda, Chromadorea, Rhabditida, Rhabditidae. Gene Ontology annotation, cellular component: meiotic nuclear membrane microtubule tethering complex; nuclear envelope. The record is from RefSeq and is a predicted model, not a curated record. Bases 1 to 3363 code for a protein of 1120 amino acids. Gene Ontology annotation, molecular function: protein-membrane adaptor activity. Gene Ontology annotation, biological process: nuclear envelope organization. The transcript has 10 exons.
AUGCCUCCUUCAAUUGAUAAUGACUUCGACACCCACGAAUGGAAGUCCGAAUUCGCUUCAACUCAAUCGGGACGCAGUUCCCCAAACAUCUUUGCGAAGGUUCGCAGAAAGUUGCUGCUGACACCACCAGUCCGAAACGCCAGAUCCCCACGGCUUACCGAAGAGGAGUUGGAUGCACUCACUGGUGAUCUGCCAUACGCAACCAACUACACAUACGCCUAUAGCAAAAUCUACGACCCAUCACUGCCGGACCAUUGGGAAGUUCCCAACCUUGCCGGCGGCACCUCGCCCGGCACUCUGGCUCAACAGGAGCACUACUCAGCGGCUAGUCUCAGCAGACAACUUCUCUACAUUCUCCGAUUCCCAGUGUACCUGAUUCUCCACGUCAUCACCUACAUUCUGGAGGCCUUCUACCACGUCAUCAAGAUUUCCACCUUCACACUCUGGGAUUAUUUCUUGUACUUGAUCAAGAUUGUAAAACUCCGCUACGCCAGAUACCAAGAAAACCGCUACCGUACCGCACUCAUCCGCAACCGUCAAGAUCCGUUCCGAGUGAAAGUUGCGAACUUUUUCUACCGUUUCUGUGAGAUCAUCUGGCUCAUUGUCACAACACCGUACAGAAUGCUGACGAAUGGCAACGGUGGUGUGGAGCAGUAUGAUUACAAGUCAAUCAAGAAUCAGCUGGAAACUGAGAGAGCUAGUAGAGUGACAACAAGAUCUCAGGCAUUGGAGAAGAGUCGUACGUUCGCAGGACUAUCUCGUUCACCAGCUCGUCGGGUGACUCCAAUCACGACUACAAGCACCAUCACUAGAAUCACUGCCAAAGUAUUCUCCAGUUCUCCAUUUGGUGCAGGUGAAAGCUCUUCGGGUACCGGAACUCCAACUGUUAUCACAACCAGAACCAUCAAGGAACGAUCCGUAACCCCCAGAUUCAAAAGUACACGUGGAAUACUCAAAACGGAUGGACUUCAGAAGGCGUUCGACACUCCGGAAAUCGAUACUUCACUCUCCCAAUAUGGACUUCGCAGCAGAGCAAGCCACGUGCAUACCCCCGAACCAACUUUUGAUAUCGGAGAUCUUGCUGCCACUUCAACUCCAUUAAUCCCAAGAGGUAUCAACAAGUUGGAUUACAUCUGGGAGACUAGAGACGAAAAGAGAAGCACCCUACAGACUUUGUUGUCGUGGAUUGGAUACAUCAUCUUGUUUCCCUUCUAUGCUGCAAGACACAUCUGGUACACAAUUUUCGACUAUGGAAAGAGUGCCUACAUGAAGGUGACCAACUAUCAGCAGAUGCCAAUGGAAGCAAUUCAUGUCAGAGAUAUCGAUGAACCUGCACCAAGCUACGUUGACAACGUCGGAGUCCUCACCACUUCCUGGAGCGCUUCAAUCUACAAUUUCUUCGCAUCCUUCUUCUCAGCCAUCAAAGAAUCUCACCAAAUAGUCUUUGCUAUGCUAACCGGCGCUGUUCAAGACACGACUUCCUACGUUGGAGGACUCUUCAGCGGUCUGACGAACAAAAACUCCUCAAAGUUCAACUGGUGUCAGAUUCUCGGACUUCUCCUUGCUCUUCUUCUCGCUCUCUUCCUGUUCGGAUUCCUGACAUCUGACAACACCGCGAUUCGAGUUCAGAAAUUGGAAAAAGAGGCGAAUGACUCUAAAUCUCCGGAUGGUGAGCUCCCAGCGGUUCCAGUUUGGUUGAACGGUGUGAACCAUGCUAAGCACUACAUGUGGAUGGCAAAGGAAUAUGUUUAUGAUAUGGCCUUCGACAGCUACAACGUCAUCAAGCCGAUUGUCGGAAGAACUGCCACCGCACCAAAGUAUGCCUGGGGUCUGCUGGCUAGCGGAUGUGGUGCGGUUACCAAAUUCCUUGGCUCAGUUGUCACCGGUGCCGAACGUUUCGCCGGAAGCUUGUGGUAUUUCUUGACUGGAAACUUUGCCUCCGCUUAUGAGUCUAUUGGUGGAUUUGCCAACGGUGUCUACAACAGCACAUCAAAUGGAAUUGGCUGGAUUGCCAAAAAUACAAAGAACUUGGUCGUCGAUGGUAUUUCCGGAAUCUACAAUUUCUUCUCCUGGAUGUUCACCAGAUUGCUAAACUUUUCCACCAACUCACAGACUGCCGUGGUGUCCGCCUUCAAGAGUGCCCGUGAUGGAUCAGCCAACUUUUUCUACAAUUACAUCUACACCCCAAUUGCUGGUUGCUUCACAUAUCUCACUGGAAACUAUCAAAACCUUUUGAAACCCGUCUGGUCUGCAUUGAGAUGGACUUACGACUCAACAGUGUUCGUCAUCCAGAAAAUUGUUGAGUGGGCGUGCUUCCUUGUCACUUACCCAAUUGGUUUGAUCACUCGCGGAUGGGUCAAAAUCAGUCAGUACGCUCCAGAAGACGUUGUUCAAGUGAUUCCGAUCCCCCAAGCUGUCACACCGACUCCCGAGAUAGAAAUCACAAAAGAGCAACAAGAAGUGAAAAUUUUGAAGAAGAAACCAGAAGUUGAAGACGAGGAACAAGAAUUAGUGAUAAUUCCCGCCCCCGCACCUGAGCCCAUCCCACUCCCAGUCCCGCCACGGGAUCCAGUUGUUAUCCAUCAGACUAACGUUGUUGAGACUGUUGAUAAGGAGGCUAUUAUUAAGGAGGUGUCAGAUAAGCUACGCGCCGAGUUGUCCGCCCAGUUAUCCGCUCAAUUCCAACAAGACCUGACCGAGAAGAUUGAGCAGAACUACAACACCAUUAUUAACAAACUGAAAGUGGAGAACAACAACAUGCAGUACGACAACAAUCACUUGGAAGCGAUCAUCCGUCAACUCAUCUAUGAGUAUGAUACCGACAAGACUGGCCAAGUGGAUUAUGCACUGGAGAGCUCGGGUGGAGCUGUCAUCUCCACAAGAUGCAGUGAAACCUACAAGAGCUACACUAGACUUGAAAAGUUCUGGAAUAUCCCCAUCUACUACCACGAGUACUCCCCAAGAGUUGUCAUUCAGAGAAACUCAAAGUCCCUCUUCCCUGGAGAAUGCUGGUGCUUCAAAGAUGGCCGCGGUUACAUUGCUGUGGAGUUGUCGCACUACAUUGACGUCUCUAGCAUCAGCUACGAGCACAUCGGCAAGGAAGUCGCUCCAGAAGGCAACCGUUCCAGUGCCCCACGCGGAGUUCUUGUCUGGGCAUACAAGCAGAUUGAUGAUUUGGAGUCGAGAGUGUUGAUUGGUGACUACACCUACGAUUUGGACGGACCACCACUUCAAUUUUUCUUGGCUAAGCAUAAGCCAAACUUCCCGGUCAAGUUCGUCGAGUUGGAGGUGACCAGCAACUACGGUGCUCCAUUCACUUGCCUCUAUCGACUCCGCGUCCAUGGAAAGAUGUUGAAAGUGUAA